AUGCAAACAGUCCUCGUCCUCGGUGCAACCGGCAACAUCGGCGUCGCUGCCAUCAAGGCCGCUCUCCGCACGAAGCGGAAUGUCCUGGCUAUAGUCCGGAACCAGAACUCUGCCGAUAAGCUCGUUCGCCAUGUUGGCUCGAAGGAGGGCAUCACUUUCGUCGAAGCUGACGUCCUCUCCGACUCUGGCGUCCAGGGUGUGGUUGACCAGGUCCGCGCUGGCAAGUUGCCUGCUUUCCAGCAUGUAUACUCUUGUGUCGGCGGCGAGUACAUUGCAACCCCGCUGACCGAAAUCACAACCGAACAAUUCCGCCUAAACAUGAACUCCAUGUUCGAGUCCGCAUUCUACGGCUACCGCGCAACAAUCCCUUACCUCCGCUCCCAAGCCAACCCAACAACAUGGACCGUCUGCACAGGCGCCCAGGGCGACAUCGGCACGCACCCCCUGCCCGCCAUGACCCAGGGCGCGCUCUUCUCGUUUUCCACCGCCGCCGCGCGCGAGAACGCCAAUACCAAUGUCCGCUUCAAUGAGGCGUACCUGGCGCUCCGGGUGGAGUUUGAUGAGGAUUCUGCUGCGCAUGGUGUCACCAGUGCGUCGGAGUAUGCGGCUGUUUAUGAGGCUAUUCUGGAGAGGGAGGAUAUUCGGGGGUCUAGGGUUGGUGUUAGUAAGGUGGAGGAUAUGAAGAAUCUGAAGGUUGUGCCGAAGUUCUAG
This is a messenger RNA of Aspergillus puulaauensis, 711 nucleotides long. RefSeq lists its product as uncharacterized. NCBI's taxonomy places the organism in Eukaryota, Fungi, Ascomycota, Eurotiomycetes, Eurotiales, Aspergillaceae. Bases 1 to 711 code for a protein of 236 amino acids. The transcript has 3 exons. The record is from RefSeq and is a predicted model, not a curated record.